Lodderomyces theae is the source of this 609-nucleotide messenger RNA. RefSeq lists its product as uncharacterized. The record is from RefSeq and is a predicted model, not a curated record. Gene Ontology annotation, biological process: reciprocal meiotic recombination. Bases 1 to 609 code for a protein of 202 amino acids. The transcript has a single exon. Gene Ontology annotation, molecular function: double-stranded DNA binding. Lineage: Eukaryota; Fungi; Ascomycota; Pichiomycetes; Serinales; Debaryomycetaceae.
AUGGCACCUAAAAAGACUGUAUCACAUGAAGAGAAGCUAAAGCUUUUGUGUUCUUGGUUCCAAUCUACACAUGAUUUCUACACCUUGAAGGAAAUCGAACAAAAAGCGAGCAAGGCUUGCAAAAUCCCGGGCAUGCAAGUGAAGGAGUUGGUAUCAAAUUUGGUUGACGAUGGGUUGAUCCAGCAAGAGAAAAGUGGAACAACCAAUUUGUAUUGGUCGUUCAUUUACACUGACAAGAAGACCAAAAUAGACAGAGCCAAACGUUUGAAGCAUGAUUUGGAGAGUAAAAAGAAACAGCGUGAGCAGUUGAAACAGGAAAUGCAAGCAUUGCAGGUAGAACGGAGUGUUGAGGCAGUUCCCGAGAGGGUAAGCCAGCUUCGAGAGUUAGGAUCUAUACAAGCUGAAAUUAAUCAACUAAUGGAACAGAACAAUCACCUCCAACGGCAUAAAGAGAUUGAAAAAUUGCAAGCAGGUAUUGAAUUCUUCGCAGACCUGAUUGAGAUAAUGCUCUCUUGGCUAUCUGAACAAUCCGGAAUCAAACAGUCAGAGCUCAGAAAAGAGAUGGGUAUUCCAGUAGACUUGGAAGAGUAUGCAUUAAAUCCGACAUGA